Messenger RNA from Ilex paraguariensis (yerba mate), 933 nucleotides. The record is from the annotation of a GenBank genome assembly. Lineage: Eukaryota; Viridiplantae; Streptophyta; Magnoliopsida; Aquifoliales; Aquifoliaceae.
AUGAGGCAGAGAGAACUGUUAGAAUUCAGGACACCCCAACACCCAUCUUUAGGCACUAACAACUGGGGUGGUGCUUCUCCAUUGUUAGCCAGAGACAUACCCCAGGAGUCCCUCGAACAAAGGUACUUGAGGCUUAACACGAUUCGAACUCGAGACGAAAUCUUUCCCAGUGGGAAAGAUGACUUCUUCAGCAUGUCUAAGAUUGAAGCAGCUAAAUUUCAAUGUCCCCCGACACCAAGCCGUAGAGGUUUUUUGUUCAAAUUGAUAUGGAGACGAAAAGAGAGCGCCACCUUGGGUUCCAAUUCGAAGAAAAAGAAGAAAUGGUUCCCGAGAUGGGAUCCGAAAAAUAGAUGGCCUCAAGCUGAUCACCGGUCUCUCACUCUCACCUCUCCAUCAGUAACUCCUCCACCUCCCUCACUAUCAUCUCUCCCUUCACUGUGUUCGCCGUCACCGACCACUUCCAGACCCACCACAGCUUACAACCGGCCCAAAGGAACGCUGUCGGUGAUAUGCACCCACGACCUCGCCACCACCCCAUCUUGAAGCACUCGUGCCCUAAACCUAUCUACCAUCACCACUGCUCUUGUGCAUUCGAGCCACCCAUAAACCUCCACCACAACCUAGUGCAGUCCCAAAAACCACCGUCACUUUUCAAAAUCACAGUCCAUUCAUAAACCCUCAUCAAGACCAUUAUAAAUCUCGAACCAGCGCACCCACCCCCUGCAGCGGCCACCACUUUGAAACUUUCGAUGGAUUCGUCCCCAUAACCCCCAAUUCAUCAAGACCACCACACACCUCGAAGCAGCACACUGCCUGCAAGUCCUUCAAUUUGGAUAAUUUGCAUCUAGUUUCUUCAAUUUCUUCGCUGAGUUCUUUGAAUUUCUUCAACAACAUGGAAUUGGUUUGAAAUUGUAUGAGAUUAUGCCUGCCGGU